Messenger RNA from Lachancea sp. 'fantastica', 1086 nucleotides. NCBI's taxonomy places the organism in Eukaryota, Fungi, Ascomycota, Saccharomycetes, Saccharomycetales, Saccharomycetaceae. The record is from the annotation of a GenBank genome assembly.
AUGAUUUUAGCAGAAGGAGUGGUAACUCAUCGGACAACGGUGGAGGAGCUUCUUAAUGAUAAAGCAUUCGAAGCAGGAAACAAUCCGGCAGAAGAUGAUCCGGUCUCAGAACAGCCGUAUGUGUUGUGUUUGAACGACUUCAUCAAGGGAGACCAUAAACAAUGUUUGGAAGACAUGCUUUAUCGGGGACUUUUGAGUUGCGAGGUUUUGAGUAAUGACUAUAAAGUGUGGCAGUUGUUUGUGAGUGCUUGCCAGGACGUUGAUUUCCAUGUUUUAGGAACUAGCGUAAUGCAGGUGGUUCGUACCCAUUUUGCCAUAUCUGAGUUUUCUGCGGUUGAACAGAGACUAAUAGACGUAACACCAACCGAACGCAUCACAGGCUUGCUGGCGUUUCUCAGAUGCUCCUGCAAGAUUGCAGAGCUGGACAAUUCAUCGAUGGCAAUAAAGAGUCUGGCUAAGCAGACCAAAACAACCAUUGUCAAUGUCAGCAAAGUCACCCACAAUCUCGAGGAAGCUCGCCAGCUGCGAGACCUCAUCAUUUUUUACCUCAUUUCUGUCCAAAGUCAUGGCUUGCAAUGUCGAUCGCCUAAAGCUCUAUUUUUGGCCCUCUGUGAUGAGAACCCAUCGCUUCGAGUCGCUUUGCAACAAGAAGCAAGUCCUGGAGGCACACUAGAGGAUAGCAUAAUCCAAGAACUAGAUGCAAAUGCGGAAAAGAAAAAGAGUGGGUCUCUUCACUCCCCAAAUCAGCUGGGACGUCGCAAAACAAAGACGAUGACUACCAAAAACGAAGAAGACAAAAGUAUCGGUCUUCAGCCAAAAACCAAGUCUCAAACUACACCACGCAGCACUGUUCGAGCUCAAAAACCACAGGCCCAAUUUUCGUUUUCACUCCCGCGACUUGUGAGUUUCAGGAGAUCAUUAGUCAAUCUGUCGCGGCAUUUGUUGAACAAAAACAUCGCACCGAUUGUUUUACUCGUGCUUCUUUUCGUGCUUAAAAAAUCGCAAUUGCUGGCACAACUGGCAAGGAAAAUACCCAAUCUAUUCAAGCGACUGGUGGCUCUUUUGAACAUCCUAAUGAGCAUUUAA